GUUUCACUUUUGUUUUCCCGGCCCGGCAGGGCGGACGCCCGCGGCGCGGAGCGAGGGGAGCGGGGCCGCGGGUGCCAGUGCGGGCCGGCCCGGGCCGGCGGUGCGUGCUGUGUGGUCGCCAUGGCGGACGCGGAGGCCGGCGGGGCGGUGGAGCUCCGUGGGCUGCCCCCCGACGUGCCCGACGAGCUGCUCACGCUCUACUUCGAGAACCGGCGUCGCUCUGGGGGUGGCCCCGUGUCGAGCUGGCAGAGACUCGGCCGCGGGGGCGUCCUCACCUUCCGGGAGCGCGCAGACGCCCGGAGGGUCCUGGCCCAGGGGACGCACGUCCUGCAGCGAGCGCGGCUGAGCCUGCGGCCCGCCCCGCCCUGGGCCCCGGCCCGUCUGCUGCUCCAGGGCCUGCCCCUGGGUCUCACGCCGCAGCGCCUGGAGCAGCACGUGCAGGCCCUGCUGCGCGCCGCGGGACGCCCGGAGCUGCCCUGCCGGGCCCUGGCAAGCCCGCGGCCCGACCGGGCCCUGGUGCAGUUGUCAGAGCCCUUGUCUGCGGCAGACGUCGGUGCCCUGGAGCAGCAGGCCCGCGCCCUGGGCCUGGAGGGUGCGGUAGUGUCCCUGGCCCGGGUGCCCCAGGCGCGAGCGGUGCGUGUAGUGGGGGGCCCCCACCCUGCAGACCCGCUGCUGCUGGAGCUGUACCUGGAGAACGAGCGCCGCAGUGGUGGGGGGCCCCUGGAGAGCCUGUGCAGCCUGCCUGGGGACCUGGGCACCGUCGUCAACUUCCAGCAGUGGCAGGUGGCCGAGCGGGUGCUGCAGUGGGACCACUGGCUGCAGGGCGCACAGCUGAGUCUUGUCCCCCACUACGAUGCCCUGGAGCCCGAGGAGCUUGCUGCUGACUCUGUUGAAGGGGGCUGCCUCGCCGAGCAGGGUCCUGGAGCCUCUGAGGAUGUUCUCCUGGAGGCUGGAGGGCCAACGAGGGCACGGAAGGGCACGGGGACAGCGGAGUCCGUGGUGGCCCAAGGCCAAUCAGGAACCUCUCUGAGGACAGGCCCCAUGGGGUUGCUGGAGCAGGGAGGGACAGCAAGCUUGAGACCUGAAGCAUCUCCAGGACAGGAGGGCCUAGUGAGCCCCGAGCCUGUGGGGUCACCAGAGCAGGCAGAGCCUAUGAUCCUGGAGCCUGUGGGGUCACCAGAGCAGGCAGAGCCUGUGGGGUCACCAGGGCAGGCAGAGCCUGUGAUCCUGGAGCCUAUGGGGUCACCAGAGCAGGCAGAGCCUAUGAUCCUGGAGCCUGUGGGGUCACCGGGGCAGGUGGGGUCUGUGAUCCUGGAGCCUGUGGGGUCACCAGGGCCGGCGGGGUCUGUGAUCCUGGAGCCUGUGGGGUCACCAGGGCAGGUGGGGUCUGUGAUCCUGGAGCCUGUGGGGUCACCAGGGCAGGCGGGGUCUGUGAUCCUGGAGUCUGUGGGGUCACCAGGGCAGGCGGGGCCUGUGAUCCUGGAGUCUGUGGGGUCACCAGGGCAGGCGGGGCCUGUGAUCCUGGAGCCUGUGGGGUCACCAGCACAGGUGGGGCCUGUGAUCCUGGAGCCUGUGGGGUCACCAGGGCAGGUGGGGUCUGUGAUCCUGGAGCCUGUGGGGUCACCAGGGCAGGCGGGGCCUGUGGCCCUGGAGCCCGUGGAGAUGGUUCUGUCCAUGGAGCCGGGGGCCUUGCGCUUCAUGCAGCUCUACCAUGGGGACCUCCUUGCCAGCCUGGAAGACAUCGACCUCUUCCCACUGGAAGGCACGGAUGUGACUGGCUUUCAGCUCCGUGGAGCUCUGGCCUCAUGCCAGGCUGCCGAGGAAUUCCUGCGGAGUCUGCUGGGGAGCAUCAGCCGCCACGUGCUCAACCUGAAGCUCCCUGGCAGUGCCGGCUUCCUGCUGGGCCCGGAGGGGCAGCACCUCCUGCAGGAGCUGGAGGCUCAGUUCCAGUGUGUCUUUGGGACAGAGUGGCUGGCCAGGGCGGCCCUGGACACAGACCCCGGAGAGGUGGACCCCACUGAGGCCCUCCAGGCCCUGCCUGGCCAGGACUGCACCCCGUGGCCCCCACACAGUGACCAGGAAGCCAUGAGCCUGGAAGAGGUCCGAGAGCUGCUGGCCACCCUGGAAGGCCCGGACAGUGGGGAGCAGCUCCCCCUGGAGCUGGAGGAGGAGCCUGAGGAGGGGGCGAGCCCCGGGGGCCUCGAGGAGGCCAGUCAGCAGCCCUUGGAGGGGGGGCCUGUGGCCCCUGGCACUGGGGCGACCCCGCUGGAGGAGGAGGCCGCGCUGCAGCUGGCCCUCCACUGGUCGCUGGAGCCGCGGGGCCAGGCAGCUGAGCAAGAGGAGGUGGCCGCGCUGCAGCGAGCCCUGGCCCUGUCACUGCUCGAGCAGCCCCUGAAGGAGGCAGAGGAGCCCCCGGGCGGCGGGGCCCAGCUGGUGGUGCAUGUGGCCUUCGAGCAGGACCUGGGGGAGGUGGACCGGGCGCUGGGGGCUGCCUUGGAGGGCCAGCUCCAGGAGGAGACGGUGGGCAUCCAGGGCCACAUGCUGCCCACUGGGCUCCAGGCUCAGCUGGAGCAGUGCCACGGCGUGAGUGUGGCCCUGCGUGGUGACCGUGCUGUCCUCCGUGGCUUUGGGGCCCAGCCCACCCGUGCGGCCCGCCACCUCGCAGCACUGCUGACCCACCCCCAGGACUGGAAGUUGGCCUGGCCCCUGGCAGUUGCAGCCCCCGCCUGCGCACAGCAGAGGACGGUAGGGCCCUUGAGCGGGCUGGAGUGUCUGGCUGAGGGCAGCAGCGAGUUCCAGGAGGUGGUGCGUGCCUUCUGCGACAGCCUGGAUGCCGCCCACAGCAGGGUCCGCGUGGUGCGGGUGGAGCGCGUGUCGACCCCGCUGCUGCAGCAGCAGUACGAGCUGCACCGCCAGCGGAUGGAGCAGCGCUGUGACCGGCGUCCAGUGGAGCAGGUCCUGUACCACGGCACGUCCGCGUCCGCGGUGCGCGACAUCUGCGCGCACGGCUUCAACCGCAGCUUCUGCGGCCGCAACGGCACGCUCUACGGUCAGGGCGUGUACUUCGCCCGGCGCGCCUCGCUGUCGGUGCAGGACCGCUACUCGCCCCCCGACGCCGGCGGCCACAAGGCGGUGUUCGUGGCGCGGGUGCUGACCGGAGACUACGUGCUGGGCCGCCGCGACCUGCGGUGCCCCCCCUGCGGGACUCCGGCCUCGGCCCGCAGCGCUACGACAGCGCCGUGGACUGCCUCUGCCAGCCCAGCAUCUUCGUCAUCUUCCACGACACCCAGGCGCUGCCCACCCACCUCAUCACCUGCGAGAACAGGCUGCAGGCUCCCCCCGGGGACCUCUCCGGGCGCCCGGACCACUCCCCGGCCUCCUGACCCAGGAGACCCGCGGCCCAGCCUCCCCUUCCCCGCCCGCGCGGCCGUGCGCUCCGAGGCCCGGGGACUGCCCCGCCUGGUCCCUGGCCGGCCCGACCACCAGGGGUCAGCAGAGCCCGGGAGGAGGGUGGGCGCGGGACUCCGCCCCGGGACCCGCCCGAGCGCGGCUCUGGUUUGAAUAAACGUGAAUGUGAAACCUGG
Molecule: messenger RNA, 3584 nt
Organism: Choloepus didactylus (southern two-toed sloth)
Lineage: Eukaryota; Metazoa; Chordata; Mammalia; Pilosa; Megalonychidae
Gene: PARP10
Product: poly(ADP-ribose) polymerase family member 10
Biological process (GO): negative regulation of gene expression
Cellular component (GO): nucleus; cytoplasm
Molecular function (GO): transcription corepressor activity; NAD+ poly-ADP-ribosyltransferase activity
Source: RefSeq, a predicted model, not a curated record